CGUCCAACCGGCUAUUUCUGCACUUGUCCCUUUUCGGAGUUUUACUUGCGGCCCAGCCAACUCGAGAACCCACUGGUCCGUAAUUAUGCUGAAUUCACCAUCCAGAUCCGGACAAUCGUACUGUAAUUGAAGUGAAAUCGUCGGAACUCCGUCGCCGGUAAUUUAUCUUGCUCCAGCACCGGUUACGUUGUCCGAAACGAAUUAUGGCUACGAUUGAUGUGAUCAAGUGUUGUACCGAUUCCAUUAGACACAUAUCAGAUGAAAUUAGAGAUGCCAUAGUUUAUCUGGAUGCAGGGAGUACUGAAAGCUUUGAAUUUCUUGGAGCAUUCUCUUUGUUGUUGGAGCUGGGUGCACAUGCCAUUUGCAGCUUGGAGAAAAUGUCUCCUCUCGAUAAGGUGGUUGAUUGGAAUUCGACUUCUGGGCCUGCAAAGAAAAUUGUUGUCAUCACGUCACGUCUUCUAAGUGAUGCACAUAGAUAUAUUUUACGUUGCCUGAGUGCACUUCAGACUGUCUGCAGCUGUGCUAUAUUUACAUGCAUCUCAGAGACGGGUCACUCAGCAUACCCUGAGUCACCCUUAGGACCGGAUGCAUAUCGUGAAUAUGAAUCCUUGCUUGUCCAAGAUUAUGAGGAGCUUGCUGGAAAGUCUCUGAGGAACUCUAAUCAUGCUGGAGAGAGCACAGUAAAGGAAAGUGUGUCCGCUGAAGAUGAAGGGUGGUCACAAUUAACCACCAGUGAAGAAGCGACUCCUAAUUUCAGUUCUGUUGCAAGUCCACGAAAACUUUAUGGUGACAGUGUAAUUGACCUGAGAGAAGAUGUAGGGAAAAAGUUGAAAGUUUCUGUGCAUCAUUUCCCUUUGGUCUUGUGUCCCUUUUCACCCAGAUUCUUUGUCUUGCCUUCAGAAGGAUCAGUUGCUGAAGCAUACCUGUCCACUGAACAUGAUAACUCUAUGAGCUUUGGGUUGCCUCCAAUAAGUACUGGGACACCUGCCGAUGGUGAGGAUGUCCCUCCUGGGGCAAUUCUUACCGCUCAAUUUCUUUAUCAUCUGGCGGCAAAGAUGGACCUGAAACUUGAAAUAUUUUCCCUGGGUGAUAUUUCAAAAACUGUUGGAAAGCUUCUGACGGACAUGUCAAGUCUUUAUGACGUUGGUCGACGUAAGAGAUCUGCAGGGCUAUUACUCGUAGAUCGCACACUUGACCUUCUUACUCCAUGCUGUCAUGGUGACUCACUUGUGGAUCGUAUGUUUUCAUCAUUGCCUCGCAGGGAACGGAUGUCGCCCUUAAGUCAAGCUAAAAGCUCGCAAAGCCAGCUUAAACUUGGCCCCGCUUACUUGCAACGUUCUCCUCUUACUGUUCAGAUACCACUGAAUAAUAGUUUAAGAGAGGAGACUUCUAGUUUUGGCAACUUUCAGCUGGUGGAAAACAUUGAAGCAUUUCUCCGUGGCUGGAGUUCUAGAGACUCAACUUCUCAAAUGGUUGAGUUGGUGAAUCUUAGCGCUAAACUUAGUGAUGAAAUGUCCUCGCAAGAUUUUCAGAGUGACCUUCUUUGUGGUUCUUUUGUCUCCACGGAGAAUUUUCAUGGAACACCAUACCUGGAAGCCAUACUAGAGCGAAGGACAAAAGAUGGGGCUGUUCUGAUCAAGAAAUGGCUGCAGGAAAGUUUACGUCGGGAAAAUUUGUCAUUGAACGUAAAAGUACGUCCUGGUUAUGUUUCACAAUCAGAUUUGCAGCCUAUGAUUAAGGCAUUGGCCAAAAGCCAGUCAUCUUUGAUGAAAAACAAAGGAAUCAUCCAGUUAGCUGCAGCAGCAUUAUAUGCUUUAGAUGAAUCACAUAGUGCUAAAUGGGAUGCAUUUAACAGUGCUGAGAAGAUAUUGAAUGUAAAUGCUGGAGACACAAGCCAGAGUCUUGCUGCUCAAAUUAGCGAUCUCAUAAAUAAAAGUGCUUUUGUUAGUUCCCAGGGAAAUAAUAAGAUGGAUGCUCAGCGGGGGCUUCUUACUCUACAAGAUGCUCUUCUUCUCACAGUUGUUGGAUAUAUAUUGGCAGGUGAGAAUUUCCCAUCUUCUGGGACUAUUGGUCCUUUCUCUUGGCAAGAGGAACAUUUUAUGAAAGAAGCUAUUGUUGAUGCGAUUGUUGAGAACCCAACAGUUGCAAAAUUAAAGUUUCUGCAAGGUUUAACUCAGGAUCUUGAAGCCAACUUUAAUAGACAAUCAGAAAAAAAGGUCGGUCUUUCUAAUACUGAAGGUGUUGAUUUUGAUGAUGACGAUUGGGGUAGUUGGGGUGAUGAAGAUGCUGGAAAAGAUAAAAACAAAGAGCAAGUGUAUGGUGACAUGCAGCUAAAGUUAGAGUUGUGUGAUAGGGUGGAUAAUCUUUUCAAAUUCUUUCACAAAUUGUCCAGCUUAAAGAAGAAUAUUUCAUUCAGAGAGUGGUCACAGGCUCUGGAGAGUAAGUUCAAUGAUGAUCCUUACUCAAACAAAGGACUACUUUAUAAAGUGCUUUCAAGGGUGCUGGCUAAGCAUGAAGUACCUGGUUUAGAGUAUCAUUCAUCUACUGUUGGCCGGCUAUUCAAAAGCGGGUUUGGGAGAUUUGGCCUUGGGCAGGCAAAACCAAGUCUGGCAGAUCAAGAUGUCAUUCUCGUUUUUGUUGUGGGGGGCAUAAAUAGCGUUGAGGUUCGAGAAGCUCAGGAGGCAUUAUCUGAGAGCAGUAGGCCUGAGGUUGAACUGAUUAUUGGCGGAACGACUCUUCUUACACCUAACGAUAUGUUUGAAUUACUGCUGGGCGAUUGUUCUUGCGUUUAAGGUUGUAUAACUUUAUUUGUUUUGAUCUGUAAAUUUAAGGUGAAAAGUUCUGUCUAAAAGUCAGAUACUUUGAGAAUACAAACUUCUUUUACCUUCAUGUAAACCACAGAAUUGCAAGUCCCCCCUUCCUCUGGCAAAACAUCCUGCAUUUUCCUUCUUUGCUUGGGGGGAAGCUUUAAAGAAAUUAGGACUUUGUAAUUUAUAUCAAAUCAAUAGUAACAUCGCAUGUGUUUUUUAAUCA
This is a messenger RNA of Nicotiana attenuata, 3033 nucleotides long. Its product is annotated as sec1 family domain-containing protein MIP3. The transcript has 7 exons. Gene Ontology annotation, biological process: vesicle-mediated transport; intracellular protein transport. The record is from RefSeq and is a predicted model, not a curated record. NCBI's taxonomy places the organism in Eukaryota, Viridiplantae, Streptophyta, Magnoliopsida, Solanales, Solanaceae. The coding region runs from base 204 to 2792 and encodes 862 amino acids.